Messenger RNA from Cotesia congregata, 1815 nucleotides. NCBI's taxonomy places the organism in Eukaryota, Metazoa, Arthropoda, Insecta, Hymenoptera, Braconidae. The record is from the annotation of a GenBank genome assembly.
AUGGCGAACCCUGCGCACUCUGACAUAAUUGAAGAAGACGCAGCAGAUUUACAAUUUCCCAAAGCCUCUGGAAUGCUCGAAGUAACCUCCAAGCCCAAUAAAUCAGUUUUAAAGGAUGAAAAUUUAACUUUAGACUCGAUUUGUCGUGGCUGUAAUUCUGCAUUAAUAGAACCUUACAUAAAAUGCCUGGUGUGUAAUUACACAAUAUGCUCAUCGUGUUUUUCCAACGGCUGGGAAGCAGCAGAGCACGAGAACAAUCACCCGUACCGAGUGAUAACCAAUGAGUUUCCCGUAAAUGACCAGUCUGGAUGGUCAGCAAGAGAAGAAUUAAUUUUAAUCGACGCUCUGAAAGUUUGUGGGUUUGGUAAUUGGAUAGACAUCGCUAAAAGAUUGCCUGGAAUGUCUCCAGAAGAAGUUGAAGCUCAUUAUAUGAAGUAUUACAUCGACGAGCCGACUUUACCCGGAUUACCCAAGUUAGAAUCCUCAAUUGCAGUAACAGAGACGAUAUAUUUUUCCUGCAAGCUCAAUGAUGUCGAAGAGCCUCCUAGGUUUGCUCCUAAUUCAGUUAACAGUCGCGCCUUGGCUGGAUAUAAUGCAGCUCGUUCAGAUUUCGAGGUGAAUUUUGACAAUCAUGCGGAGUCUGUGAUUGCUGACUUGAAGUACGAGGAGUUUGAUGAGGAAGAUGAUGAUAAUUAUAACCUGGGGAAGAGCUUGCAAGCUGCUAUUGUCGAGGGGUACAAUGCUCGGCUGAAGGAGCGCGAGAGACGGAAAAAUAUUAUACGCGAGCACGGCUUGAUUGCUGUCAGGCGGACAAUGCUGUGGUUGCAGAGGUACGACAGGACGAUAACGCUUCCAGUUGCUGAGAAAUUACUCAAGAUAAUGCAGCUGGUUAAUGGUCUUGACCUGGAUUAUGUUAUGGAGUGUCUCCAUCAUCGAGGAGAAAUUAAAAACUACAUCAGUAAGCUGUUUGAGUUUCGCAAAAACGGUCUCAAACAUUUUUACAGCGUACCUUUGUACCAAAAAUUGAGAAAUCUGAGACGCGAGCAGGAAAAAGACAGACGGUCAUAUGCUAGCAAUAUUGAACAGUCUUUUAAAAAUAUUUUGAAUGGGAGUAAUUCGGCUGCUGGGAAUAAUAAUUUAGUUGGAAAUAUUUGUCAACGCAAAAAGCCUCCCCCGUUGGAGAUCGAAGGCACGCCUUGCUAUGAUAAGCUCGAUGAGGCUGAGAGAGAGUUGUGCUCUACUGUACGCAUAAUGCCGGAGAGUUAUCUCGAGUUCAAACACUUGCUGAUAACUGAGAACAAAAAGAUGGGACACUUGAGACUUGCCCAGGCGAGAACUUUACUUAAGAUUGAUGUUAAUAAAACGAGGAAGAUUUUUGACUUUUUGGCACAGCUUGAGUUUGAAAACGCUGAGACCCUUCUGAUAUCUGAGGUACAUCUGCUGCUCCAGCACAGAAAAGCGCAAAAUGAAUUAGCUGAAGACGAGCAAGAAUUCUCUGAAGUAUUUACUAAAAGUUUUAAUUACACUGAACGGUUCCGUAAAUUUAAAAGCAAGGAAAUGAUUUCUGCUGUUAGAAGAUACACACAUCCACUCAGCAGAUGCGUGCACAAAUGGCAAUUUGCGACAAGUAUCAGCAUCACUACCAGUCAGCCAGCCAGCCAGCGAGUCUCUGAAAAGAAGAUAGCUAAUUGUCGUAGCGACAACCUCGCAUUAGCUUGCUGAAUAUCGGGUUGCAAGGUCGAGGUGUACUCGGAUAUCCUUGGCCCUGAUAUCUUCAUAGCGAAUGGAAAUUACAAUAUCUGGCCUAUCAACUGA